Messenger RNA from Aspergillus pseudotamarii, 2454 nucleotides. RefSeq lists its product as uncharacterized. Lineage: Eukaryota; Fungi; Ascomycota; Eurotiomycetes; Eurotiales; Aspergillaceae. Gene Ontology annotation, molecular function: glycosyltransferase activity. Bases 435 to 1973 code for a protein of 512 amino acids. Gene Ontology annotation, cellular component: membrane. The transcript has a single exon. The record is from RefSeq and is a predicted model, not a curated record.
GUGUCUCAAUGGUCUACCUGAUGGCGUUGAACUACUGCACAGUUGACUCACUUUAAGUCUCGUUAUUGGGUGGUAAAAAAGUUGUCAAGUGGAAAAGAAGCGUUGGAUCCGAGCGGAAAAGUUAAUCAUCCGCUAACUUCUGUAAAAUCGGGAAAUUGCUCAUCUCCUGAGUGCUCCACUGCCACUCGGCUCCACUGUUCCUAUUAGAAAUGACCCAAAAAACAAAAACGAGAUGCAAAAAAAAGGGGGGGUCUAUGCGCGAGACUCUGGUUGAGACUUUCAGCCUCACUCGAUUGGAACAUGGACAUUCAGGGCCGUUCUAAUAAUAUGAUUGUUGCUCAGCAUGAGUCUCGUGGAACUUUCUCCUUGAAAAGUCCGCGCGACGCUUUCUUCACCCAAGGCCAUGCUGGCUGAAUAGGUCUGGCAUACACACGAUGGCACGAGUUUUAUUUCAUAGAGAGAACCGCAUAGUCCCUUUGGGGAUUAUGAUCUUUGUCCUGUUCCUUUUCUUCUAUCAUCUAGACUUGGAACAUGACGACCCAGUGAUUAGGGGUCUUCCUGAUCUUCCCCAAGAUCUAUCCUCCCGGCAAUCGCCGUUCAGAGAGGAGUCAAAGCAACAGCCACUGCCCUCUGCCCAGCCUUCUCCCUCCGCUGUCCCUGUUGCCCCUCUUGUUUCUUCUUCCGACGAACAGAAGCCGAGCACCCAUCAACAGGAGAAGCCGAAACCAAAGCAACAACAAAAGCCACAAUCGAAGCAAUAUGGACAGUUGAGUCCAGAUGAUGUCGUGCUACUCUUCAAAACCGGCGCCUCGGUGCUAUGGAGACGACUACCGAUUCACCUUUCCACCAGUUUUGAGCCCAGUCGGAUCCCCACCGACAAUGUGAUCAUUUAUUCCGACUACCCCGAGACCAUCGGCUCAUGGCAGGUCAUCGAUGUCCUAGAAAACUCAACCGAGACGGUCCUGAAAACGGACAACUACGAACCCUACCGUCAGCAACCCGACUAUGAGGCACGACAGGUCUAUGCAGAAAUGGCGAAUGUAGAAGGUGACGGGAAUGGCCCGGCGGGUGGCUGGAAACUCGACAAAUACAAAUUCCUCCCCCUCAUCCAACACGCGGGCCGCGCAAAGCCAAACGCGAAGUGGUACAUCUACAUCGAAGACGACGGAUACAUUUUCCUGCCUAACCUACUUCUCCAUCUAGAGAAGUUCUCAUGGCAGGAGCCGUGGUACUUCGGCGGUCUUGCCUGGAAACACGGUGAUUAUUUCGCGCACGGUGGUGCGGGCUUCGUGCUCUCGCGGGGUGCGUGGGAGCAGAGCUUCGGCUUGGAAGAGGACAUGGUCGCGAAAUACGCCGAUUUUACGGAGGCCCAUGGCUGCGGUGACCAUGUUCUUGGCCAUGUCAUGCAGGAUUAUGGUAUUAAUUUCGGCCAGACCCAUGGCAAGUCGGAGUAUUCUUGGGGUUUCAACCCGGAACCGCACUGGGGCGGUUGGUUCCGGCGCGCCAGCUGGUGUUAUCCCCUCUACAGCUGGCAUCAUACGCAUAGUAAGGAUGUCGCGCGACUCUACAAUUUCGAACAGAGCUGGGAUUUCGAGAAGAAGGGCCAGAUGCGGUACCGCGACUUCUUCAAGGCCAUGAUCGAGCCGUACAUGCGUCGUCGGGUGGAGUGGUGGGACAAUCAGUCCUCCCGCUACGAGCUCCGGUCGGACAAUAUCGCCGACGCGCAGCCCCCAGAGGGAGUAUCGAAGCAAGUCUGGCACAGUGCCUGGAAGUCGGUGGAUGCCUGUGAAGCUGCCUGCGUGGCUUGGGAGGGUUGUGUCCAGUGGACCUUCUACGAGGACCAGUGUCGCAUGGAUGAGAAUUUCAUGCUUGGCAUGGGAAUUCCUGUCGGAGACCUUCGUCGCCAGACGUCUCUGCCUAGGACCAGUGGAUGGUUGCCUCAGCGUGCGGAGAAAUGGGUCUGUGAUGCCUAGGUUUAUUGCAUAUUUGAUUGUUAGUACUUCGUAUAUAGUAAUGAAACAUACUUUCUUGGUCUGAAACAAAUAUCUCUUAUACUACUAGUCCGAAACUGGAUAGGACUCUUAAUACGGGGUAUUGUCUUAUUGCGACGGGGCUGUUUUAACAGGAUUCGUGGGCUAUUUCCGCGAUGAAGAUAUCACUCGAUGACCGAUUGACCCCGCCAUCGGAUGACACUGUUGAAAUUCCUUCUCCGGUCUUUCAUUUGCUAUUAUCUUGCAUUCUAGCGUUCUUGGCGUAUGAUGUGUUUAAUACUGAUGAUAGCAUUAGCUCGUAUUGAUAGUAAGAAAAAGGUGUGGUUGUGUCUCGGAUUCGCUGAAGUAGGGUUCAAGCCAUCAUGUGUCAAUAUAUAUAUAUAUCUUUCUUUGUGAAUAUAGUUGCUGACAGCAGGUUUUGUCAGUUAAUUCAGAUUUAUGCCACUGUUUUAGCUUUAAAGCC